UUUCUUCCUGUCAUUCUCUCCCAAUCUUUCUCAGAGUCCUAAUUUCAGCACGGCACCUCUCCACGUCCAUUGGCGCGUCGGCGGAGCGCACUCGGGUGGAUUUCUUCUUCUUUGAGCUACUUUUGCAGACUGGCUCUCCUUCCCGUCUGAACUUACUUGAAAGGCGCAGACAGAACACACUAUGGCCGUACCGGCUGCUCUGAUUCCCCCAUCGGCUCUGGUCCAUCCGUGUCCGAUCUCAACUUCUUCGUCAGCAUCAUCAGCAUCAUCAUCAUCAUGCUCCGCGACCGCAGCAUCAUCAUCCUCGCCCUCGGCCACUUCUGCGUCUCCUUCUCAGUCAGCGACCCAGAAUCUGUUCCGCGCGGAUCUGAUCAGCACCAACUGCACCAACAGCAUCCCACUGGCCGGCAAGCCCGUGUACUCGACCCCGUCUCCAGUUGAAAACACUCCGCAGAAUAAUGAGUGUCGGAUGGUGGAGCUGAGGGGCGCAAAGGUGGCCUCUUUCACAGUGGACGGACAGGAGCUCAUCUGCCUGCCCCAGGCGUUUGACCUGUUUCUCAAACACCUGGUCGGGGGUCUGCACACCGUCUACACCAAACUCAAGCGGCUGGAGAUCACGCCGGUGGUGUGUAACGUGGAGCAGGUCCGCAUCCUGCGCGGGCUGGGGGCCAUCCAGCCCGGGGUCAACCGCUGCAAACUCAUCUCGAGAAAAGAUUUCGAGACCCUCUACAACGACUGCACCAAUGCCAGCUCAAGACCCGGGAGGCCUCCGAAACGGACCCAGAGUGUGACAUCGCCGGAGAACCCUCACAUCAUGCCGCACACGGUGCCGGGCCUCAUGUCGCCAGGAAUGAUUCCCCCCACAGGCCUCACAGCUGCAGCUGCAGCAGCAGCCGCCGCCACCAAUGCCGCCAUCGCAGAGGCCAUGAAGGUGAAGAAAAUCAAGCUAGAGGUGAUGAGCAGCUACCACAGCAGUAACACCCACAACGGGCCUGACUCUGAGAACGGGGACCUGAGUUCCAGUGUGGGCUUGGAGCUGCCGUUUAUGAUGAUGCCCCACCCCCUGAUCCCUGUCAGCCUGCCUCCCGCAUCCGUCACAAUGGCGAUGAGUCAGAUGAACCACCUCAGCACCAUCGCCAAUAUGGCCGCCGCAGCACAGGGACAGAGUGCCCCAUCCCGAAUGGUGACAUCAGUGAUUAAGGAACGAGUCCCCGACAGUCCCUCCCCUGCCCCCUCUCUGGAAGACGGCAGGAGGCCGGGGAGCCGUCCCUCGUCCCAGCGCAGCAGCAGCGUCUCUAGCUCUCCAGCACACACCGAGAGCUCCUCCGACAGAAUGCCUGUGCAUCAGAACGGGCUGUCGAUGAACCAUGCGUUACUGGGUCUCUCUCCCAGCAUCUUACCCGGGCCUAAAGAAGGCGAUCUGGCUCACGACAUCGUCCAUAAUGCCAAGAGAAUGCAUCUGGAGAAAGAAGAAACUCCCAUGUGCACGCCGACAGCCAGAGACAGCUAUGAGAGACUGUCGCUGGCAGGGCAGACUUUACCUCCAGGAUUCCCCUCACCCUUCCUCUUCCCUGAUGGCCUGUCGUCUAUAGAAACCCUGCUGACUAAUAUCCAGGGUUUACUGAAGGUGGCGAUUGAUAACGCUCGUGCUCAGGAGAAACAAGUACAGCUGGAGAAAACAGAGCUGAAGAUGGAGCUGUUUAGAGAGCGAGAGCUCAGAGAAACCCUGGAGAAACAACUGGCUGUCGAGCAGAAGAACAGAGCUAUCAUUCAGAAGCGGUUGAAGAAAGAAAAGAAAGCCAAGAGGAAAUUGCAGGAGGCGCUGGAAUAUGAGUCGAAACGACGAGAGCAGGCAGAGCAGACCCUGAAACAGACAUCACCUACAGAAAGUCUCAGAUCACUCAACGACUCGUUGACCCAGGAGAUAGAGACUGACCGCAGCAGUGGCAGAACAGAUGCUGAGAGGACAAUACAAGCAGAUGGAAGACUUUUUCUGAAAACCACAGUGAUGUACUAACAGCAUGACGUUGAAGACUGGCCACAUGUGUUUUAGGAAGAUUCUCCAGAGUCCCUUUGCAGGGUAAUUUAGUUACAGAAGCAGGUCAAUCGCUCAUAGAGGUGCACCAAGGGUUUAUGCUGGGCCCGAUGUGGAGGAUGGAUUGUGUCCGAAUGUAGUAUUAGGACUCGUAUUAUCACUGAUAUCAACAUUAUAAUAUACCAGAUGUGGGAUUGGAUAUGAUGAGUUGACCAAGGUGACAUUUUGAGCACAGUAAAACGUACCUUUUGGUACACUCGGUGAUAAUAUUUACAACAAAUUCACAGCACUGAAGAUUUUUUAUACUGUAUUUAAACCAGCGAGAAAGCUUUGGAAAUUCAAUCGGAUUCAGAGGUUUUGUUUUGUAUUAAAAGAAGAAAA
Molecule: messenger RNA, 2416 nt
Organism: Danio aesculapii
Lineage: Eukaryota; Metazoa; Chordata; Actinopteri; Cypriniformes; Danionidae
Gene: dachd
Product: dachshund d
Exons: 11
Coding region: 182-2017 (611 amino acids)
Source: RefSeq, a predicted model, not a curated record